Messenger RNA from Chironomus riparius, 756 nucleotides. The record is from the annotation of a GenBank genome assembly. NCBI's taxonomy places the organism in Eukaryota, Metazoa, Arthropoda, Insecta, Diptera, Chironomidae.
AUGCUUCGUUCAGUUUUUCUUAUUUUUUUAUUGCUUGCGGCUGUUCUAGGUGCACCUCAACCAUCAUCAAGAAUCCUAGGUGGCAGAAAUGUCUUUCUUGGAGAACUGCCAUAUCAAGUGUCAUUAAGAUAUUGGGGAACUCCUGAUCAUUUUGCAGGCGGAGUAUUAUUAAACACACGUUGGGUGCUUACAACAGCACAUGGAGUAUUUAUACAUCCAGGAAAUGGAAUUGACAUUAUAUUGGGAAUUAUUAGAGUUGAUACAGGUGAAAGUAUGCGAAGCUCAGAAAUUAGAGUUCAUCCACUUUUUGAUAAUAUAUUGCUGAUAAAUGACAUCGCAACAAUUCGAACUCAGCUAGUCAUUGAACUCUCAUCUUUUGUCUCGCCGAUUUCAAUGUCACCUUUCAUGGUCGGUGAUGGAAUUAUUGCUCAUGUUUCUGGAUGGGGCGCAUUAGACAAAAAUGCAACGCAGCAUAGUGUUUUCCUUCAAAAAGUCGAUGUUACUACUGGACCUUGUAUUGAUACAAAGAACAUGACUUUCUCAGCGAUAAAUCAUAUUUGUGCCGGAAAUUAUGAAGAAAAUCAAGAACCAAUAGUUGGAAUUUGUACAACAGAUGUCGGUGGACCACUUGUGUUGAAUAACAUGCUCAUUGGUAUUCCAUUCUAUCACGAUCCACGUGGAUGUGGAGUUGUUUUAGAUGGAUACAUGAGAAUUUUAUCUUAUAGAGGAUGGAUAAUGGCAAACAGUCCUGAGUGA